This is a messenger RNA of Puntigrus tetrazona (Sumatra barb), 3012 nucleotides long. It is a transcript of the gene tmc6b, whose product is annotated as transmembrane channel-like 6b. NCBI's taxonomy places the organism in Eukaryota, Metazoa, Chordata, Actinopteri, Cypriniformes, Cyprinidae. The coding region runs from base 71 to 2722 and encodes 883 amino acids. The transcript has 21 exons. Gene Ontology annotation, molecular function: mechanosensitive monoatomic ion channel activity. The record is from RefSeq and is a predicted model, not a curated record. Gene Ontology annotation, cellular component: plasma membrane.
CUCUCUGUCAAGCUGAGAAUCGACUUCCUCCGUCCGCUUCGACGGCCUGCAAUCUCCGACAGAGAGAUGGAUGAGUAAAAACAACACAGGCCACAAAAAAGCAUUGGGGACAAGGACUGUAUUCUUUCGGACUAACUCUGAACGGAAGCAGAAAGCAGGUUUGAACACGAGAAGAGCUCGGAUCGCUGGCAUUCCUUCGCUGUGUGGAGUUGAGCCGCAGGAUGACGAGGAUCGGGCCAGAGCGUCGUCUAGAGCGUCCAGAGCGUCCGUGAGAGCGGCACCAGUCAUGGCCGGCAGGGUCAGCUUCGACUCCGAUCUGGUCACUGAUAUCGAAAGUCCAGCAGACGAGGAUGGGGUUCAUGAUUCGUUCAGUCAGCUGAUCCAGGAGCAGUGUCACGACCUUCAUGAUGCCAUAGAGAUGACCUCGUUAGACCUGGAGGAGGAGAUCAGAGAUGACGUGGAGUAUCUGGAGGCUCCGGCGUACCAGCGGUCAGACAGGGCUGGGCUGCAGCAGACGGACCCUCUGAUUGGAGAACGCUGGUCAUCUGACACGCUCAAAGUCCUGUCCUCCAUGCCCAGCCGCACCAUCGGCCGCAGUCGCGGAGCGAUCAUCUCUCAGUACUGCAGCCGCACCAUGCAGCUGCGCAGACGCAGACAGAGCAGACCCUCCAUCCAGCACUUCCCUCGAUCCGCUCGGCCCAGCAUCCGCGGACACCUCGUGGAGACGGACACCGCCGCUUUUGAGGAAGAAGAGAAUAAAAGAGAGCGCUUGGUGAAUAAUCUGCAGAAUCUGUCGGCCAAUGAUCGCGUGCGCAUGUUGAGAGCGAUGCCGCUGAGUCUCUCGGAGAAGAAAGAGCUCAGGAUGUUGGUGUUGAAUAAAGCCGAACACUCGGUGUCUCAGAGUCAGAUUCCCUGCUGCAGUCAGCUCAAGUAUUACAUCAUCAUUGCGCUGAGGCACGGCUGGUACGGGUGGAUGUCGUUCCUGUCUUCUCUUCAGCUGUGGCAGACGGCUCUGAAGUGUGUCGGGGCUCGCUUCGGGACGGGUGUCCUCUCGUAUUUCAUCUUCCUCCGAACGCUCCUCUUCUUCAACAUCUUCCUGUUCCUGGUCAUGGGUGUGCUGUUAGUGGUUCCUCAGGCCAUCAUUCAUCCGGACCGGGACCAGAACGUCACCGUCAGGAGCACAUGGGGUCUGGAGGUGCUCACGGGCGCCGGUUAUUUCUCUCACUCUCUGCUGUAUUAUGGAUAUUACAGUAACAAAAAGCUGCAUACAGGCUGUAACGGGACGUCCUGUAGUUCUGAACUGUCUUAUAACAUGCCUCUGGCUUAUUUCUUCACCAUCGGCGCCGCCUUCUUCAUCACCUGCAUCAUCCUCGUCUACAGCAUGUCAAAGUCUUUCGGUCAGAGUUUCCGCAUCGAUAAAUCUAAAGGUCUGUUGGCCAUAAAGGUCUUCAGCUCGUGGGACUUUAAAGUCAUCAAGAAAAGUUCAGUUAAACUGCAGCGAGCGAACAUCGGCACACAGCUGAAGGAGCUGGUGGCGGAGGUGAAUCGUCAGGAGCUGAAGUUCCCAGUGGUCCAGCGGCUCUUCCGGCUCUUCAUCCACAUGAUAGCGUGGAUCAUGUGUUUGGGAAGCACGUUAGCGUGUGUGCUAGCUGUGUAUUACUUCUCCGAAUACAUGCACAAGAAUCCACGUAACCUCACUGAAACGGACUCGUCUGAUCUUCUGCUGAAGGACGCCAGCCUCUUGACCGUUCCUGUUGUAGUGUCCAGCUUUAACCUGCUCCUGCCCGGCUUCUUCAACGCCGUGGCCUGGAUGGAGGAGUAUGAUUCUCCCAGCGUGCUCAAUUACAUCUCCAUCAGCCGGAACCUGCUGCUGAAGGUGAGCGUGCUGGGAGUGCUGUGUUAUCACUGGCUGUACCGCGUGGCGUCGUAUCCUGAAAGUCUGGGCUUACAGUGCUGGGAGAGUUUCGUCGGGCAGGAGCUGUACCGAUUCCUCCUGAUGGACUUCAUCUUCAUGCUGCUGGACACCUUCUUUGGAGAGUUUCUCUGGAGGUUGUUUUCUCAGAAGGCUCUGAAGAGGAAGAGGAAGCCCGUGUUUGACAUCGCCAGGAACGUUCUGGAGCUCAUCUACGGACAAGCUCUGGCCUGGCUGGGUGUGUUAUUCUCUCCUCUGCUGCCGGCCGUUCAGAUCAUCAAACUGCUCUUUCUCUUCUACAUGAAGAAGGUCAGUCUGAAGAUGAACUGUCAGGUGUCGGGGAAGCCGUGGCGAGCCUCUCAGAUGACCACCAUCUUCAUCACGCUGCUGUGUUUCCCAGCAUUCCUCGGGGCUGCAGUGUGUGUGACCUACACCAUGUGGACGAUACGCCCGUCCCAGCGCUGCGGUCCGUUCCAGGGUCUGAGGACUAUGUUUGAGGCGGGGAAGCUCUGGGUUCAGGAGCUGGCGGCGGUCAAUCCUAAUCUUCAGUGGCUGGCCUCGGCUCACUCGUAUCUGGUGGAGAACCCGCUCUUCCUCAUCCUCUCUGCUGUCGUCUUCCUAAUCGUGAUCUACUUCCACAGUCAGGUGGUGGACGGUCAGCGGAAGAUCAUCGAACUGCUUCAGGAGCAGAUUGAGAAUGAGGGCGAGGAUAAGAAGUUCCUUAUCACGAGGCUGCAGGACAUCCAUGAACGCAAACGAGGGAUGCCUCGCCGCAUGAAAGGAGUCAGUGAGGACUCCAGUUAUUCAUGACGCUCUUCAUGAACUGAUGGAGCUAUAGAGACACGAACCAGGAUCUCUCCCAGAAACGGAUCGGACGGAUGAUUCUAGAAUCCGGGCUGAAUAAACACUCACACUUCUGCCUUUUAUACUGGUGAUGGUGCUUAAUAUUCUGUCUCUGAUAUUGAGACGCCUGUAAUUUUACUGUUAAAUAUUUCAAAGUCACUGUACCUCAUCCCUCAUAAACUGGACCUUCUGUUCAGUGUGCUGAGAUAUUGUUUUCACAAACAACCGUUUUAAAUAAAUAUGAUAUUUUAUUAUUA